Messenger RNA from Periophthalmus magnuspinnatus, 4033 nucleotides. RefSeq lists its product as uncharacterized. The transcript is spliced from 16 exons. NCBI's taxonomy places the organism in Eukaryota, Metazoa, Chordata, Actinopteri, Gobiiformes, Gobiidae. Gene Ontology annotation, biological process: protein deubiquitination. The record is from RefSeq and is a predicted model, not a curated record. Bases 605 to 4033 code for a protein of 1142 amino acids. Gene Ontology annotation, molecular function: cysteine-type deubiquitinase activity.
GUGCCUCUCAUUCUUCCAAAGUUUGAGCUGCACUUGACUGCCCUUUCGCUGUCUUUUCGCUGACUUUACGUCGAUUUUGCGAUCAUCGGAUCACCGGAUUACUGUUUUUCGUCGUGUGUCUUUUGUCCGUGAUUUUGUCCUGUGAAUCCGUGUUUUUGCCAAACCUUUUGACUGAGGACAUCAAACCAUCUUUGUUCUCAAUCCCGGACCGCAGAACUUAGGAUAAAGAUGCCUAAGGACAAGGGAUGGAAGCGCUCCCUUGCUGCGAAGAGGAGGAGGGAGGAGCAGCUUGAGGGAAAGCCUGCUUUCCCGAUAGCGGUUCACCUUCCGCCUUUUUCCACCGGUGCCGAGACCUUUACCCGCCUUGGUACUGGUUCUCGCCAUUCGGUGAAGCCGUGGCCAACUUCCACCGUCACCGGGAAGUGCCACAAGUUGGACUUGCCGCCGGACUUGUCCUCCGACAAGAAGGCAAGUCUAUGAGUUUCAGUAUGAAACAAAUUCUUAAGUAAUAGUUGAGGAUUGUUAAAUAUUUUCUUCUUUUUUCUAGUUCGUUCUGAUUGUCGGGAACUCGCAUCUUCGUGCUGUCGUUGAUGCCAUCGUGCCGAUGCCAGAGGGCUGCCUGUCCUUUGCCAUCAGUGCGACUCCCGGAGGUUCUGCCCGUGACCUUCGGAUGCAGCUGGCGGCUAUGACGGCUAAGCACCUACCCAAAGAGCCCGCUUUGGUGUGUGUCAUGGCGCCGUGCAACAACCUCACGGCCAGCAGGACGGUUGACGAGGCUGCAGAGGAGUUUGGCCAACUCCUCAGGUAUGUCUGCGGCCGCUGGCCAAAGGUGUGUGUCGUGGAUUUCCCACCUCGCCUUGCUGGCAGCGUGGAAAUUCAGACCCUCCUUCGCCAGGAGUACCACCGUGUGUCAGCCCGCUUUCAGGUCAACUUUGUCCAGAUAGCCGACCACUUUCCCCGACACCGACGAGAGCUGUGGUGCAGGGAUGGCAUCCACCUGAGUGAUAGCCAUGGAAUGGGAAUCCUUGUUCAGCUGCUGUGGCAGGCUUGCUACACGCAGCUAGAGGUCUCUUCCCCCGCUUCCUCUGUGGCGGCGCCCCGCCCUCGCACAUCCACUAGAAGGGUCUCGCCAAGAGUGGUUGUGACUGGACCACUGCCCGUGCCACGACCACAACCACCCCCUUCUGAGUUUAUUAAGGUUGUGCGAGGCAGAAAGAACCAGCCUAGGGACUCAGCCUCCCCUGUGGGUCCCAAGGGGCGCCUGGUUCAACGGGAGGUGGAGACCGUCUUCUCCAUCCCCCUGUCGCCCGUCCUCUUCAGCCCUGCUAUGCUGGUCGAGAUGGAUGCGAGGUUUCCAUUUGGCCUGACCAGCUCUGUGGAGGACGUGGCCACCUUUCCUUCGGGAAAGAAGACGUCUCGGGCGAGGCGUCGCAAGGCUGCUUCCUCAAAGAAACGCCAGCCCAAGCGGCAGGUGGGGGCAGCCCCUGUGGUUGUGGAGGUGAGACCCGGCUCACCAUCCAGCUUCGUGCCUGCAGUGGAAGAGGACCAGGCGGAGGGUGUUGUGGUAGAGGUGACACCAGGAUCGUCCCCUACCAGCGUGGCCAUCCUGGAUUCUUUCCUGGAGGACCAGGCGGAGGCAGUUGUGGUGGAGGUGACACCAGGAACGUCCCCUACCAGCGUCAUCAUCCUGGAUACUUUCCUGGAGGACGAGUCCGGAGAUGUGGAAGUGACUCCAGGAACGUCACUUGCCAGUUCCAGGGACCAGAUGUUGAUGGACGAGGCCAUGGACAUCAGCCCUCCUGUGACCCCGCUGCUGCCGCCUCUGACCUGUCCUCUUCUGACCUGUCACCCUUCUUCUUCUGUGACCAGUCAGCCUUCUCUUCUCAGCCCUCCACCAGCUGUCCAUGAGGAGAGAGCUUCUGACAAAGAUAAGUCUUGUUGUGCACAUGUUGUACCCGUCGGUGUUCCUUCUGUCGUGAGGGGUAGUUUUCAUCAGGGUGAUUUUAGGUUCGAGUAUGCAGGUGUGCAGUGUAUGGCGAUAGCUUUGGUAGCUUUAGCUAAGCACUCGGUGUGUAAUGUGUUUUCAUGGGAUCAGAGGCAGUUAGAUUUGGUUUUGAAUCUUGGGGAUGCACUGUACACAGACCGUCGGAAUCGGGGCUUGACUCAUGGGCGUGACUUGUUAAUUGCUUCAGACCUGCCACGUGAGUCGGUUAUAGAUGGGCAGCAGUUUAGCUUUUCUUUCAGUCAGCCAGUUAAUGGGGCUGCAAAUGUUGUCGAACAUGAGUUUAUUGAAGCGGGCGCGUGGGUAACCUUAGAUGGUGGUUUAGAACAGAUGUUGGCACAGUACGACACAUGUCUUAUGACACUCUGUGGUGCUGCUUGUGCCGUUAUUAAAGACAAUGGGCGGUAUGCUGUGGUGGACUCUCACUCGCGGAGUGCUGAAGGGUUGGUAGAUCCUGAUGGUAAAAGUGUGGUUAUGUAUUUUAGUCAUAUUGAUGAGCUGUAUAGUUUUUUUUGCACAUUGGCUGCGUGUUAUGGUGAUGAGGAGUCUUUCAAAGAGUUUGAAUUGACUGGUGUUAAUGUCGUUGUUGCAGCUGAUAGUGUGAGGGGCUUAAAGUGCCAAGAGGCCGCAGAAGUUUCUUCUGUACUCCCUGACAAAUACCCAAAGCAGGACAUUGAAGUUGUUUCUGAUAGUGUGAGGGGCUUAAAGUGCCAAGAGGCCGCAGAAGUUUCUUCUUCUGUACUCCCUGACAAAAACACAAACCAGGACAUGGAAGUUGAUUUAGAUGUGCUCUUUACCAGUGUUCAAGACAGUGCCCUGUCCUUUAAUCCACUAAAUGAAAGUGUUUGUAAGGAUUUGUGCAAACACAUUAAAGCUGAGUUUCAAAAGCUUGGUGUGGCAGAUCCAAAAACUGUAGGGCCAUUAGGUGUGCCAUGUGAAAAAGACAAAAUAGUUGCGGACGGUAAUUGUUUCUUUCGGGCGGUUUCACAGGCCAUUAGUGGCACACAAAAAUACCAUAGAAAAAUUAGACUUGCUACUGUGAAACAGCUAGAAAAAAAUCCCUCAAAAUACAACACCCUGUUGCGCGAUGGCCACUUUUCUGUGGAGCAAUAUAUCAGUGUUUCGAACAUGCGUAAAGUUGGCACAUGGGCCACAGAAGUAGAAAUCCACGCAGCCGCAGAUUAUUUAGGUGUCGACAUAUUUACAUUUUAUAACGGACAUUGGCUGAAAUACGGUUGUACUACCGAGCCUGUGUCAAACGGUGGCAUCUAUUUAGAGAAUAUUAACAGUUGUCAUUACGAAAAUGUAAUUUGUGUCAAAAUGCCUGAUGCUAAUGCUUGUUAUGAAUGCUGCCAAGUCUAUCAAUUUUCAAUGGAGGGCUACAAUAUUAGGCCUAAAAAGGUAGCUCUCAAACCACCAAUUGAUCUAGAUAAUCAAAUUGAUAUUAAACCUAAAUUAUCAAAGUAUGUACAAAAGAAAAAACUAAAGCAUUUGAAACACACCUACAUCAAACAUCAUGACACAAUCAAGGAAAAACAGAGGACACAUUACAUCACACAUCAUACACAUGUUAAAGAUGCCUCAAAAAAAAGAGGUAAACAAAAAUAUAGAGAUGAUUCGGAGUAUAGAGAGGGGAAAAAGGCUGCAAGCAAACAUUCAUAUAGAAUGAAUGAAUUCUAUAGACAGAAAAAAAAGGCAGCAAUUAAUGUAGCAAACAAACAGAAAUACAGAACCAGCAUGGCGUUUAGAGAAAAUCUUAAAUCAACAUAUAAAACUGAGGACUUGGAUGAGGUUCAUGAGCAGAUGGAAUCUGGAGAGAUUCAUGAGGAUGCAUGGGGCUUGCUCUGCCCAGAACAGGAAGUGGAGAGGUUGGAGUCGAGGGAGGAGUUUAGAGAGAUGUUGCAGGCUGUUGGUUCUGAGCAGGAGCAAGAGGCUAUUCCAGACUUGGCUCAGCCAGGCUCUCCAUUAGCCCAGGUGCUCCUCGCUCUCACACCCAGCGCUGAUAGUUUGUCUCAGGGCGGGUACGACUGA